UCAUAAGCAGCGCGCACGCAGAGUUGAAGCAAGAAGUCGCGAGGAGUCAUCAGCUUCGAUUUGACACUGGUAUGAGGCAUGUGUCCCGUCCACCGUUGUGGAAUAUUUUUUGUUCCGGAAGUAGAUGAAACGUAGCAUAUUAAUGUGGACUUCAUCGUCAUGUUCGUCGGGCUCAGGAUGGGUGUUGAUUGUCGUGGGCAUCGAAGUUGAGUGAAAGAAAAGCAAAGUUGACAACUUCCAAAACUACCACAAUUUGCUUCACAUGCUCGUGCAAAUCGUUUUCAGUAUCGCUAUCGUGAGGGAAAUGGAGGAACCGAAGAGGCCGCUGUUGUACCAGAGACAAAACGUCGCACGCACCAGAGACCUUCAGUAAUUUUAGAUUUCGUUCUUCAUCACAUCACUUUUUUUUUCAACAUUGGAACUUGAAGUGAGGAAAGAAGUGGAACGAAGAAAACUGCCGCCAGUCAGCAAAGCAAAAUCUUGCUCUUGUGCGAAGAAAACAUCUAAACGAAGCCAUGUGGAUCGUCACCAUCGCGGGAUGGCUCCUGUGGAUCUACCUUAUCGGUAUCGGGACGCUCGCAGUCGUGAUGGACAAGGACUAUGAUCCGGACGCGGAGUUUUACUCUGAAGAAGUCGAACAUGACGGGUCGUUUAACGAAGUGAACGUGGUGAAGCGGCGGCGGAAAGAAGAGCUGGUGACCGAACAGGAGGAGACUCGUGUUGGAGAACAAGAGGCGAAGCAGCGUCCGUGGGGAGAGCGUCUCCGACGGUGGCUGCCGUCACGACCAGCAGCGAGUAGUCGAGUCCGGCCCAUUUUCUCGGACGCCGAACUACUGGAGAUUGCCAAUUCGGACCGCCCCGCUGCCACGAGGGAUGCGAUUCUUGUAUGCACGCACUCAUUUGUCCGCGCCUGAGAAAAUGUGUUGUGGUGCUCUUUUGCCUUUAUUCCAGCUCCUUUUAUGUUGUAACAUAAUGAAUGAAUACCUUGUAGUUUCUGAGUGUGUGCCUACCUGGCUUCAGGUGGGCGUUUAAACAUUCUAUCUUGAUGUUGGAGAAUGUAAAACUCAAAGAAUGCGAGUUUCAAUUUUGAAGAAACUCAAACUGUGACUGAUUGGAGCUGGGCAAGGCAUGAAAAUAACAUUGCCUGUAGGUCUCGCCCUGGCGAGUAAGUACUUAUUUCGAUUUCUUCUACUGCAGUCUCGGACGUAUAAUUUGCGCAGGAUAUUACAGGCGUCGCCCGAACAUGGAAGACGAGGAUGAUGGGACCGGAAAAGAGGAUGGGACGUCCGCGAUCGCGCACAUUCCGCGGAGCAGCGAGCACGACCCCAGGCAGACGAUCAACCUGCUCAUCGAAGACGAAGACUGAAAAAUGAACAAGAGGGUGACCAAUUCAGCUCGUACCUAGGCAAUCGAGAUAUUGAGCAGGUGUCUCGUUCAUCCUGCUAUAUAAGUACAAGAAAAAAUAAGUAGCUUUGGUUUGGCUCGUUCGAUCGCGUGCGUCAGUUCAGGCGUAUCACUCGGAAAUUCUGUUUAGCCUAUCGACAAACUACUGAAUAAGUCGACUCAUAUGGAAUCUCACCGCCGGUGAGGGUUACAUACUGUUCGUCGAGACACGAAC
This is a messenger RNA of Amoebophrya sp. A120, 1618 nucleotides long. The record is from the annotation of a GenBank genome assembly. Lineage: Eukaryota; Dinophyceae; Syndiniales; Amoebophryaceae.